Molecule: messenger RNA, 630 nt
Organism: Drosophila rhopaloa
Lineage: Eukaryota; Metazoa; Arthropoda; Insecta; Diptera; Drosophilidae
Exons: 1
Coding region: 22-297 (91 amino acids)
Source: RefSeq, a predicted model, not a curated record
CCCACAAAGACAAUAGCAGCAAUGAAAUACUUUGUGAUCUGUGCCUUAGCUGCUCUCGUCCUCCUCCAGGCUUCAUCGGCAUUUAAGUUUAAUCGCGUUAUCUAUGUCGUGCCAGCACCCGCUACCACUGCCGCCACCACGGUUGCGCCAUCAAGUAGCCCCACAACCGCCGCCACCACUACAGCAGCUCCUGCCGUCGUUCAGGUAGUCUACUGCUCCUGGAAGAACAACUGGUGUCGCACCAACUCGAAUACCGUAAGGAAUUGCAAGUGGGGCCUCUGCAAGUUCAACGGAUAAAAGACAAUAAAAAAACGUUACCCAUUUUUUAGCACAAAUCUCUUGGUUUUUAUUUGAAAGUCUGGCUUGGUCAAAAAAGAGACUUACUGGAACGGUUUCAUUCUUAACUUGAUACUGGGAAAACCACACGGAUCUGACCCGCUGCUUUAUAAGGCUCUUACGAAAGCGUUAGCAAAAAUAAUAGUCCAUACUAAUCUUAGUGGCUAACUAAAUUCGAUUCAUGCAAAUCAUCACCUAAUCGGGUUAAAGCUUAAUGGGUUAGCGCUAGGAUACAAAGUAGAGGCUUGGUUUGGAUUAGUUGUAUGAAUAUUAGUCAGUUGAUGAGGGUGAAAC